AUGCUGCCGAGUUGCGAUGAAGAAGCAUGUGAAAACGAAGGAAUUUCUGUUAAGCCGCCACAUGAACCAUACGAAGCCCUUCGCACACGCAUUUACCGCGCUAUCGCCGCUGCCGGAGGGGCAGCUGCUACAGGUUCAGUAAUUGAUAGACGGGGAGGGCGGGAUAUUUGCUUAUGCGAUGGCAAUACAACGCAACGACGGGAAGAUGGAGAGAUGGAGUACGGAGUGACGGAGCUCGAUUCCCACCGAGUCCAGGACCUGGCAAAGGAAGACACCUCCACCCGACCGUGGGACAUCGAAAAGCAGGAAAUGACAACCGCGACCGCUCGAACGGCCCCACGCACACGCCAUGAAUAG
This is a messenger RNA of Gongylonema pulchrum, 357 nucleotides long. The record is from the annotation of a GenBank genome assembly. NCBI's taxonomy places the organism in Eukaryota, Metazoa, Nematoda, Chromadorea, Rhabditida, Gongylonematidae.